CCGAAGAACAUGUAACCUCCCCGAACUGCGAGCAGCACCGAGAAAAACGCUCACAAAGCUGGAUUCAACUCUUCUACCGAGCCUCACCUGAGAGCCUCACCUGAGAGCCUCACCGAGAGUCCGCGCGGCCGCGGCAGGAACCAGACUCUCGUCCUCGGAGCGAGUCCACGAUCGGGGUCCGAGUCCUCCACCGCCGUCUGGCCCAGAGGAAGUGCGGAGAUGGCCGUCGCAGGCGGAGCUUCAUCCUCUGUCUUCCUGUCUCCGGCGAAGGAAACGCCAGCGUUGGCGGUGAACCCGGCCAACGUCCCCGCCCUGGAGAUCAAACUGGGAGCGCUGGUGGUCCUGCUGUCCGUCACGCUGCUGUUUGGAUUCACCCCUUUCUGCAUCGUCCGGGGGGCGGGGUGCUUCAGCGUGCAGCCAGAUUUACGGCGGUUGCUGCUGAGCCUGAUCAGCUGUUUUGCUGGAGGCGUGUUCUUUGCCACCUGUCUGCUGGACCUGCUGCCCGACUACCUGCAGAGCAUCAGCGAGGCCUUCAGCAGUGCUGGGAUUACACUCCAGUUCCCCCUGCCUGAGUUCAUCGUGGCCAUGGGCUUCUUCCUGGUCCUGGUCCUGGAGCAGAUCAUCCUGGCCUUUAAGGACCAGUCGUCGCCUCCCCUGGAGGAGCGGCGGUCCCUGCUGGUGGAUUCCAGCAUCCAAACGAACGACCACAGCACUCAUCAUCACCAUCAGCAUCACCACAACCACCGCCGGAGCUCCGGGGACUCUGAUGGUCACUUUCACGUGGACAUUGGCUCUCAGUCCGCCCUCCGUGCCUUCAUCCUGGUCUUCUCGCUGUCUCUGCACUCGGUGUUUGAGGGCCUGGCGGUGGGGCUGCUGGAGGAAGGGAAGGAGGUGCUGGAGAUCUGCCUCGCUCUGAUGAUCCAUAAGAGCAUCAUCUCCUUUAGCCUGACUGUGAAGCUGUCUCAGGCUCGGCUGCGGCGCUCCGUGGUGGCCGGCUGCCUGCUGCUGUUUGCCGUCAUGUCACCGCUGGGCGUCGCCCUGGGCAUCGGCCUCACCGAGACCAAGACUUCACCGCGGCACCAGCUGGCCCGCUGCACACUGGAGGGGCUGGCGGCAGGAACCUUCAUCUACAUCACCUUCAUGGAGAUCCUGCCGCACGAGCUCAGUGCUGGCAAGAACCGCAUCGCCAAGGUGGCCAUGUUGCUGGUGGGCUUCGCCGUGGUCACUGCAGUGCUCUUCAUCAAACUGUAAACGCAGGGAGCGAGAGAUUCAUAAUUUCAUACCCACCACAUUGUUCACAGCUUCAUUAGACACACAUUUUUAAUUUCAUUUAAAAGUCAGAAAGGAACUUUAACAUGACAUAAUGAUAGAAACCCACGAUGAAAAACGACACAUCACCGAGAGCGGUGAGGAGGAGGAGGAGGAGGUGAAGGACAGGUCCAUAAAAGUCACAAACCUGAUCUGUUUAAGUUUGGCUCAUCUCC
Messenger RNA from Archocentrus centrarchus (flier cichlid), 1484 nucleotides. It is a transcript of the gene slc39a3, whose product is annotated as solute carrier family 39 member 3. The transcript is spliced from 4 exons. Gene Ontology annotation, cellular component: plasma membrane. Gene Ontology annotation, biological process: zinc ion transmembrane transport. Gene Ontology annotation, molecular function: zinc ion transmembrane transporter activity. The record is from RefSeq and is a predicted model, not a curated record. NCBI's taxonomy places the organism in Eukaryota, Metazoa, Chordata, Actinopteri, Cichliformes, Cichlidae. The coding region runs from base 220 to 1251 and encodes 343 amino acids.